AUAAAAUCUAAUAAUAUUUCAUUUAUAUGGUAGUAUGCGACAAUUAUACUGUCAAAAUAUCAUUUUUAAUGUUUUUUUAUACAAAAAUGUCAUAUUUAAUGUUAUAUGGUUUUGUCAAUAAAUCAGUGGCUUAAGAGUGAACUAAAGAUCUGUGACCCUCUUUUCUAGGAAGGAUCAUAAUCAAAAGCAAAUUCCAUAAUUGAAACACAAUCAACAAAAAACAAGAUACAUUUUUUCUAGCAUAGUGUAAUGGGAAUUGUUUUGGCUAUUAUAGUGUUAUCACAAUUUCCUUUCUACUAUUAUGUAUGGAAUUGGCCUCAAUCAUGGGUAGACUUAUGUGGUAAAGGAAGAGACCCUACCAAAAUGAUGGCUUAUGCUGGUCAUUUCUUGAAGAUAAUUCAGUUCAUUUCACUCUUUUCUGUCUCUUCUUUUCAUUGGCCUCCUCCUUUUUACUUUUGGCCACUCUUUGCCUUUGGACAGUUCCUUAACUUCAGGGUUUAUCAGCUUCUUGGUGAAGCCGGCACAUACUACGGUGUACGCUUCGGAAAAACUAUUCCAUGGGUAACCGAAUUCCCUUUCGGGGUCAUCAGUGAUCCUCAGUAUAUUGGCAGCAUCAUGAGUCUUAUUGCAUGCCUUCCAUGGGUUCCUUUUCAGUACAUUCUCCUGUGGGUUUUAGGAUACGUGUUUAUGAUUCGUGUCGAAUCAAAGGAAGAUCCAUCGACUCGUGCAAAGCCACUGAACUGAUUUUGUUUCAGUAGAUUAGAUAUAAGUAGGAGUAAUCAGUAGCAUCUAAGGUGCCGAACUCUUUGUAUGUUUCUGUUUCUUGCCAGUGCAUUGGAAUGUCAUCUCUAUUUAUAUGUUCCGAUUCCACAAAACUAUUUCAAAUGAACUGCAAAGUGUAAACUUAUUUGAUUUCUGUAUCUCGACACAGAUUUUGGA
Medicago truncatula (barrel medic) is the source of this 939-nucleotide messenger RNA. Its product is annotated as phosphatidyl-N-methylethanolamine N-methyltransferase. Gene Ontology annotation, biological process: phosphatidylcholine biosynthetic process. The record is from RefSeq and is a predicted model, not a curated record. Bases 250 to 744 code for a protein of 164 amino acids. Gene Ontology annotation, molecular function: S-adenosylmethionine-dependent methyltransferase activity. Lineage: Eukaryota; Viridiplantae; Streptophyta; Magnoliopsida; Fabales; Fabaceae. The transcript is spliced from 2 exons.